Messenger RNA from Lacerta agilis (Sand lizard), 1886 nucleotides. It is a transcript of the gene FANCE, whose product is annotated as FA complementation group E. NCBI's taxonomy places the organism in Eukaryota, Metazoa, Chordata, Lepidosauria, Squamata, Lacertidae. The record is from RefSeq and is a predicted model, not a curated record. Gene Ontology annotation, cellular component: Fanconi anaemia nuclear complex. Gene Ontology annotation, biological process: interstrand cross-link repair.
AUGCGGCUUGUGUGUCUCCCUUGCGCCCAGCUCCAGCUCCGCUGCAACCAGAAGCCUUCAGUCCCUGCUGAGCCGCAGAGCUUGAUCAACAGUGCUAUCAGCAUGGAUGGUCCUCCCGUUCCUUGGUUGCAUCGAUUUGAUAAAGCUUCUCGUCUCCUCAUCUGCACACUGAUGUCUGGGCAUUGGGGGGCCCUGGCUGCUUUCCGCACUCUUCAGCGCUCCCUGUCUGGGCAAGAAGCAAGGCAGGGCUUCAGCUGGUGGACCUUCACAGAGAUUCUGUGUUCUCAAGAGCCCGUCCUCACAGGCUCUGAGGAGACCCUCACCUUAAAACCGUUGCUGUUGCUGCUUCCAGUGUUGUGCCAAAGAAACCUCUUUUCCCUGUUGCUUACAGUACAGUCUACAGUUCCAGAAGCAUGCCUCCAACACCUACUUCAAGCUUCUAGACAGGAUCCCAGCCCUGAUCUAUGGGUGCAGAGAUUGGGGAAUUUACUGCAAGUGAGGGUGCAACAGAAUAGCUCUGUGAUGCCAGUCCUACUAUCUGAUUCAUGUCGGCAGCAGCUGAAAUAUAUUUGCCAGAAAGUUACUUGUGGCAAACCUGGAUUAGAAAGGAAAUUAAGCUGGUGUGCUAAACAGGCAAGGCCCUACAGAGCAUGGACUGGAGAUGCUCCUGGUUCUGUGCCUCAGAUAUGGGAAAAUAAGGAAGUAACUGAGGAACCCCUGGAUCCUGAAGAAAAGAUGCUGGAGAAGAGGUCCAGACUGGAAGUUGAAUUGAAUACAGAACUUUGUGAACCACAUGGUCUAAUGCAGGGAGUUGGAGUUAACACAGGGAAUGAACUCAUGAUGGAGGUGUCUGAGAAUGAAGGUGCUCAUAACACAAGCAAUGAUGUAUAUCAAAGCUGCCCAAAGGAGGAAGCAGAAGAAGCAAAAGUUGCCAAUUGGAGUCCCCAACAGGACACUGCAGCUGAGGUCCCUGAUUAUAUCAAGGACCAUGUACCAAAACUAAAAGAACUUCUAGAGAUGCAGUUUGAUCUUUCUGAUGGGAUUGCUCCGCCUGAGCUACAAGUUUUUAAUGAAUGUACUCCAAGCCAGUUGGAAGUUCUGUGCUCAUUACUGCAGCUCUCAGAGUGCCGAAACAAACUUCUGCAUUUCUGCACUUGGUUAGUCGCACUCUCACCUGAUCUUGGCUAUAGUAACGCAGCAGUUCUUGCUGAAAAGCUCUUUCUACCUCGGGUUCUCUUGUUGACUGAGCCACCUUCCUCGGCCCUCACAACUGCCCUGAUGAUGUUCUGCUCCAAAUUUCGCCCAGUCUGUUGUACCUUGAUUUCUUCAGUUAUACAGGCUCCAGCGAAAGGCCUUGAGCAGAUGAAGCUGGUGUGCAAACUAAUUGAGGAGUGUUUGGAGCCGGAGUUGAGGCUGGUAUUCAGCCAUAUUAUAGAAAUGCCAUGGUCAGAAGAUCUCCUUGUAGCUGUGUUCUGUGCUGGAAGGCAGGUACUGUUACCCACUGAGCCCUUCAACAUGUUGGUCUUGAAUCUUUCAAUGGCUCAAGAAUUUGCCACAUCAAUGCAUUAUGCAAAUCUGGUUCUGACGGUGUUGACCAAAUACCAAAGCAGCAUUACAUUGGCCCAUCAGCGUCGCUUAUCCUGUGCCUUGGACCUCAACAGAACAAUUUUGAAGAAGUCUCUUCAGGCUGCACUGAAGCGAGUGACUUCAAAUAAAGAGGAACCCUGAGUUCCUUUCCUAUGUGGAAUAAUGCUGGAAGGCGACCUUUCUUUAGUAUUGGUAACCAUAAGAUGGAGAAGACUAAAGACCCAUUGAGAGGCUGAGGAAUCAGAGAUGACCUGUGUCUUUUCAACUGUUAACUCUUUCAAUAAGAUGAGACUUUACCA